AUGAAUGUUUUCAUCAAUGACAUUUCUGAACUUGUUGUCAACGCAACUAAUGCUCAUAGAGUCAGUCAUAGGGAUGUAAAGAAAAAAGGCUGCAAGGUUGCUCUUUGUAUUCAGUCGGUGGUAGAUGCGGUGAAUUUUGAUUGGAUUGCCCAUGUUGAAUCGACGAACGGGGCAUGGGAUAUUUUUGUCAAGUAUUAUGAAGGAGCUAUUCAAGAAUCCAACAAUCUUGAAACCCUAAAACUGGAAGAUUUGGUUUGUUCGAAAGGAAAGGGGUUCAAGAUUCAAUACAGGCACUGCAGGCUCAGACAUGGAAUAAGCAUGAAAGAUAAGAGAGCGACAAAAGGCAAGGAAGAAGGAGCGAACCUUGCAUGCCAUGAUGCAGAUGAUUAUGAAGAUAUGGUGGUUAUGGAUGCUAUUGCAGAUGAGCAUGUCGACACCAAAAUCGGGUUUCUCGACACUGGCUGCUUUAAUCACAUGCUUGAUAGAAAAGUGUGGUUAACAUAUUUCGACGAGUCGAAGAAGAGCAAGGUCCAACUUGAAGAUAAUAGCUCGUUUGAAACAGAAGGUAUUGAUAACAUAACUAUUCAAAGGAGAAAUGGAGCAAAAGCAAGGAUCAAAGAUGUACUCUAUGUACCUGGAAUAAAGUGCAAUUUGAUAAGUGUUGGACAACUGUUCGAAAAAGGUUUCUUGGUGCUUAUGAAAGAUGGAGCCUUGGAACUCUAUUCGACACUCAGACUAAUUUGGUAUUGA
This is a messenger RNA of Vicia villosa (hairy vetch), 750 nucleotides long. RefSeq lists its product as uncharacterized. The transcript has 4 exons. The record is from RefSeq and is a predicted model, not a curated record. Lineage: Eukaryota; Viridiplantae; Streptophyta; Magnoliopsida; Fabales; Fabaceae. The coding region runs from base 1 to 750 and encodes 249 amino acids.